Messenger RNA from Poeciliopsis prolifica (blackstripe livebearer), 1178 nucleotides. Its product is annotated as phosphomevalonate kinase-like. Gene Ontology annotation, biological process: cholesterol biosynthetic process; isopentenyl diphosphate biosynthetic process, mevalonate pathway. Gene Ontology annotation, molecular function: phosphomevalonate kinase activity. The coding region runs from base 149 to 745 and encodes 198 amino acids. The record is from RefSeq and is a predicted model, not a curated record. NCBI's taxonomy places the organism in Eukaryota, Metazoa, Chordata, Actinopteri, Cyprinodontiformes, Poeciliidae. The transcript is spliced from 5 exons. Gene Ontology annotation, cellular component: cytoplasm.
AUAGUCACGUGGUUCCGAGUCGAACAGGUCCCGGGUUCCAGCAGAACCUCCUGGUCCAUUUGGCUCCUGAUUUGAGGAGCUUCACAGUGCGGUUCGGUUCCGGUCCGGUCCGACAACGGAACCAACAGCGUCUCAGGUGGACUGACAGAUGGAGAACCGAGCGUCUGGACCCGAACUGGUUCUGGUCUUCAGCGGAAAGCGGAAGUCCGGGAAAGAUUUCAUAACGGACUUGAUCCAGGAUCGUCUCGGCCCGGAGGUUUGCGCCGUGCUGCGUCUGUCCGGCCCGCUAAAGCAGCAGUUUGCUCAGGAGCGCGGCCUGGACCUGGACCUGCUGCUGGGUUCAGGACCGUACAAGGAGCGGUACCGGGCUGAUAUGAUCCGCUGGGGGGAGGACCGCCGGAACCAGGACCCGGGCUUCUUCUGUCGUCUGGCAACCAGAGGAGCCCAGCAACCUGUGUGGGUGGUGAGCGAUGCCAGGCGGGAGUCGGACCUGCAGUGGUUCCGCUCCGAGUUUCCCCGUCAGACCCGCAGCGUCAGAGUCCAGUGCUCGGAUGAGACCCGGAGGCAGAGAGGCUGGAGCUUCACGCCAGGUGUGGACGAUGCAGAGUCGGAGUGCGGGCUGGACCGCGGCAUGGAGUUCGAUUGGAUCAUCAGGAACGAGGCCGACGCCCCCGCCCUGGACCAGCAGCUGCAGCCCAUCCUGAGGACGGCGCGGGAAGUGGCGGCGCUCCGACAUCAUCAAUAAAGUUAUUAUUGAUUAGCUUCAAUUGUAAUAAUAGUUAUUUAGAAAGAAAUGAUUUAACCUGAUGACAUCACAGAUCGCUACUGAGCAUGUGCAGAAUGGGUAGGGUAACCCUAACCCUUUACCUGCGGGCAGUGCGACCUGCUGAAGCACCCGGCAUCAGAGCUGCAUUCUGAUUGGCUGAGAGGGAUCAGCAGGUGUUUCAGGAAGCUGAACGAAAAACUCGUGUGCCACCGGGGGGCGCUGGAGGCUAAGUCUGUGGAGGAGAGCCUUGUAGGGUUCAGCAGGAAGAACUGAAGGUUCUGAUUGGAUCAGAACCGGACUGUCUGCUUCAUACCAUCAGCAGGAACGACGAAGAAUGAAAAUAUUUUAAUUUGAAUAAAUGAAGUCAUGAUUUUUCUGGAUCCUUUUAGAAAUAAACCGUUUAAAAUUUAAA